AUGCCUGGAGCGAUGCCCUGCCUUGGCCGUCGCAGCGGGAGCGGCAAAACUGACGUGUUUGCUAGGGCUAGCCGUGACAGGAGAGUCAGGGACGUAGCGACGGAAUUCCGCGUAGACGCUCUCGUACGCCGCGGCCACCUCCUUAUGCCGAUCGUGCAGACUCUGCACAGCCUUGACGAGGUCGUUGUAAGUCACGAUAUCUGGGAUCUGCACUGUUAUGAGUCCUUCACUGUGCAGCUCAGAGAUGGAGCUCUGCUGUGA
This is a messenger RNA of Trypanosoma grayi, 261 nucleotides long. RefSeq lists its product as hypothetical. The coding region runs from base 1 to 261 and encodes 86 amino acids. The record is from RefSeq and is a predicted model, not a curated record. The transcript has a single exon. NCBI's taxonomy places the organism in Eukaryota, Euglenozoa, Kinetoplastea, Trypanosomatida, Trypanosomatidae.